UCAAGACAGGGUUUCUCUCUGUAACAGUCUUAGCUGUCCUGGAAUUAGAUCUUGUAGACUAGGCUGGCCUGGAACUCAAAGAGAUCUGCCCGCCUCUACCUCCCAAUUGCUGGGAUUAAAUUCCACUCAGCUGGAAGACAUAUUUUCAUACUGCCUUUUGGUUCCCCGUUCACAUUUUCAUGUUUAUAUCUGAUCAAGUUUCAAGAUUAAGAAGGGAUUUUUCAAGGAACUAGUUACAACAGAAACCUCUUGUUUAAAAAAACUUAAAUCAUGCUUUACCCACAACUAUUCUAAACUAUUUCUCAUAAGGAAGAAUAUUUUCAUAAUGUGCUUUGUUAUCAGUCUUGUUAAUUUAGCUAGGUUUCCAAAUCCUUUACACUUAAGUUUUGAUCAUCUUUUGCUUAAAUCAUGACGCACACUGAACCACAAAUGCUGUCUAGUAACUACUGACACCACCGUGUGGACUUUUGUUGGAAAGUAAUGAUUGCAUAGUAAGUAUAACUGAUGACACUUGAGAAGCAGUGUGGUUUAGUAGACAACAGGCAGAAUGAGGAAUGAAGCAACUGCAUAGAAAUUGGUUUGUUAGCACAUUGAAAUGCUUCUCAGUAAUUUAAUUAUCUCAGAUACUUCCUUUCUAUAAUCUUUUGACAACGGUACUCUUUCAUAAGAUCUUUGUGGACUGUUUUAUACCGUAAUAUCAAAUAUACUUAGUUUAUGGAUUUAGGUAUUUAAAAAUUCUGCCCCAGAUGCCUGUAAGCCAUUUGGUAUGUUAGUUCUUCAUUUUUUGGUUGGUUUUACAGUAGAUACCAUUUGAAGAAAUUAUUGUCCUUGUAUUGAGGAUAUAGCUCAGUAAAAGUGCUUAGAAUGUGCAGAGUUCAUGCCAGGUGGUGGGUGCCAGGUUGUGAUGGCGCAUGUCUUUAAUCUCAGCACUUGGGAGACAGACGAGAGCACCUCUUUGAGUGUGAGGCCAGCCUGGUCACAUAGUGAGUCCCAGGAGUACAUAGACCGUGUCUCAGCCAAAUCACGUAGCAGAGAGGGCUCCAGGCAUGAUGCCUGGAACACUAGGUCUCACUGGGAAGCUGUUGGAGCCAGACUGAUAGCCGUGCACACCAGGGCUCAGGAGGCAGAGGCAGGAGGAUCUCUGUGAGUUCAAGGCCAGUCUGGUCUACAGAGCAAGUUCCAGAACAGCCAGGGCUAUUAAACUGAAACCCUGUCUUGAAAAACAAAAGACAGAUAAAUGGGUAAAAAUACAGGUGUCAUUUCAAGUUGACUCAGACAUUUCAGAGACUGGUAGUGAACCAAAAGGUGAGGUCAGUCAGGAGGUUAGAGAAUUACACAGAAGACGUCCCCCCUAGGACUGCCCUAGCUGUAGGCCACAGUCCUCAGGUGAAUUACACAAAAGAUGUUCCCUAGCUGUAGGCCACAGACCUCAGGUGAAUUACACAAAAGAUGUUCCUUAGCUGUAGGCCACAGUCCUCAGGUGAAUUACACAAAAGAUGUUCCCUAGCUGUAGGCCACAGACCUCAGGUGGAUUACAUAAAAGAUGUUCCCCAGGACUCCCUUAGCUGUAGGCCACAGAUCUCAGGUGUAAAGAAUUUGUGUCAAAGUAUCUGAGAACACAUCUCAAGAAGCAAGGGUCAGCCAGGGAGAUAGGGCCCCGUGGCUCCCAGCUGCCUUCCAUGGGGCAGCUGCAGUGUCCACCCUUCACCUUGCAUGGCGUCAUUCCAGAGACUCCUGUCCAGUAGAUCUUAACAUUUACCAAGUGGCCUAGAAUCCAACGCAUAUUUUGAGCUAAGUGGGUGUACACCUGGAGCUUCUAACUACCAGGGAAGUGGAGGCAGGGCCAGCUUCCACAACAUAGUGAACUCCCCAGGUUUCUUUUAAAGGCCUAGAGAGAUGGUGCAGGUUAGGUGGUUAAGAGCCCUGGCUGCUUUUUUCCAGUUUGGUUCCUAGCACCCACAUGGUUAACAAUUCACAACUGUUAACUCCAGUUCCAGGGGACCUGAUGCCCUCCUUGGGAUUCCAUGAGCACCUGGCACAACGAUGGUACACAGAAACACAUUGAAGGCAAACAAAGUAAAAGUUUAAAGAAAUAGCAUGCUCCCCGCCCCCUAAGAAAGUCAGGCAUGGUAGCACUGGCCUUUAAUCCCAGAACUCAAGGGGCAGGCAGGGAGGGAGACGUGGAAAUACUGGGCUAGGGUGACUUGCCCCUUUAAUCUCAGCAUUUAGGGAGGCAGAAGCAGGAGGAUUUCUGUGUGGCAUUCCUUUCUCCCUCCUGUACUGCUGAAAUACCUUCCCUUUGUGUCCCUGUGAAUCAUAUGGUCAUAUUCAUAGGAUCAUAAUUGUAGUGUCAUAGGGGGCAUUUAGUAUAGGCUGGUUGAGUAUUUAAUGGGGUUCCCAUUUCUGCUCCAAAGCCUGGCCCCCUUUCCCAGCUUGCUCUGUCCAUCUGGUCUCCUAUGUAGGCUGUGCUCUAAUCAAAAGGGAAAACCAGAUUUAGAUGCCCAGAGUCUGAGGACAUUCCCAGACCUUUCUUGACCUUUUCACUCAGAGGACCAGCAAGAGUUAAGUAGUCAUGCAGCCGGGAAAGGAUACAGAGGCAAACCUUGGCCCUGGGGGAGGUCACUCAACACCCCCGCCCUGAGUCAGUGGCUGCCUCUGACAUCAGCAACAGCUGUGAGCCUCGGUGUUCCAGUCUGCCCACACUCCCUCCUCCUUCCUCGGAAUGCCAUAAUUCUCCACACAACAGCAAUAGCAGGACCUUGAACAUUAUCUGCGCGGCUUGUCCCGCGCAACCCCCUCCCAACUUCCUAGCACCUUAGUUGAAGGCAGAUCCACGUGUGUCCGAGGCUGCACGUGUACCAAGAAUGGGUGCGGAGAAGCUCGGGCAGCCAGCACACACUGCCUAGGCACGGGCUGCAGAGGAACAGCAAGCUUCUGUCUUCCCUGGGACUCACUGAGGGCCGGGAGCGUCACUCCCAGGCAGGCUUCCUGAGCCAAGAUAUGCCUGUAUCUUUUGCUGCUUUCCUAAGCCGUUCCUCCACGGAGGAGUAAGAGUCCACUCUGUCCGCAUAAGAACUGAGUGCUGGAGCCAGCAGCAGGUUUGGAGAGGAAAGCGAUACCUGUGUCUGGGACGUAAUCCCAUAGAAGAUGAUGAUGGCAGUGCGUGCCUGUAAUUUCAGCACUUGGGAGACAGAGGCAGGAGAACUGGGAUUUCAAGCUCCUCCCAGCUACAUAGCAGGUUUGAGGACGGCCCAGGUUAGACACUGUCUUAAAACAACCCCACAGAAGAAACAGGCACUGGCAGAUCAAGCACCGGGCUACACCUUUCCACGGCACUGAUUGGGAGGGUGCGAUCAGGGACGAGCUACUAGAAAGCUGGGAUGGAGGAAAAUGAACACUGGCAGAAGAGGAGUUACAGCCAGCGGGUCUUGGGGACCAGAUCUUGGGACCUUGAGUGCCUCAAGGCAGUAGCUCUCAGAACAUCUCAUACAACUCUACCAGGCCGGAAAUGUAGGCAGAUUGUAGGACUCAGCUAUCCUGUAUGGUUCCAUGUAUGUCCUUUUAUCCUUGACAGGGGUCGGGGUGGAUCUUGUCAUGACUCAGCACAGCAGUGAAUGGAUACAGAAGUCAAAUGCCAGCUGCAGAAUGGGGGGACCAGGCAAUCUAAUGAGAUUGUAGACAACAAUCUUGCUAUAGGAGUUUGACUUAGAAGCAGCCUCAAGGCACCUCCGAAAGGAAGAGCGCUUGGCAGAGCAGUGCUGGGACCUAGAGCUUUGUCCCCGCCUGGCAUGCUGGGAACAACCGAGGCACUUCAAAGGCUCUGUGGAUCUGUGUCCAGUACCAAAGGCUUCCCUGCCUGCAAAAACUGAUAGUAGAUAAUCCAAAUAAAUUGCCAUUCCCACCUUUGCACACAGGCCAAGUCCUGGAGCAGGGCUGGCCCAGCCUCAGCUGCAUGAGGAAAGGGCGAGGAAGCAACAGGAUGUAGCCUAGGCCCACGUUACUCUCGGCUAGGGAGCUUACAGAAUGGGACAACAUAUCCACAGUCUCCUGACUUUGAAUGGGGCUUUGGGAAAGGUGGUAUCAUUGAGUGAGCAAAUAAAUGAUCCGUUGAACACACAGGGUGUUCGGGAGGACACUGGUAGAAGGAACCAAGGCCUAUCCAAGGAUUUAGGCUAUUGCUCUACCCAUGCCGCUAACAUCCUGUUUGUUUUUGAGCUGAUCACUGUCACCCUUCAGGCCUGAUUGAUGGUCUUGUUUUUUUUUUUUUUUGAGAUAGGCCUUGGCUCUUCAAUGUUGACUAGGCUGGCCUUGAACUGAUGAGAUUUACUUGUUUCUGUCUCAGAAUGCUGGGAUUAAAGGUGUGUGCCACCAUACCUGGCUCUGGUCUUGUACUGUUAAUUUACUCCUCUUUGGUUCUUUUGCCCUGGCUCUCUCUCUGACAGCGUUCUUAUAUGGAGGUGAUCCACCUCGGUCAGUGGACGCUGAGCUUGAGGAUGGGGCUUAAAGUCUGCAUUUAAAACUUUUGAGAAGCUGUAUGCCCUCUGUCCAACUGCCCCAUCCCAGUGGCCUGUUUCCUCCAUCUACUGAGCCCGGCCCUCUCUGCUCCCUUCUACGCACUCUGCCCCCUCCCACCUUGGCCAUCGCUGCAGUGUGAGGCAAUCAUUCCAUCCUUGACCCUCUGCACAGUGACUGAUGGCUUUUUUAUCUCCGAGUGAUGAUGCACAGCCUUCCGCUGGAAGCAUUUAAGGCAGAGCACUUGGUUCAAACCACAGCUGCAGGACUCAAGGCCUUGAACGGCUCAGGAAGAGCAAACCCUUGAGGCGGCCACAUUGCAGUACGGUACUGCCACAUCUGCCUUCAAACUAUGUUGCUAGCCACAUUUAAGCUGUGUGCUGGAAGCUCCUACAGACACAUGCGGAACAUGAAAGGACUGAGGCACCAAGCUGUGCUGGCCAUUGGCCAGGAGCUGAACCGGAGAACAUUGGGAGAUGCCAGUCCUGGGUGGAUCAGUCAAGUUCGGCGCCGGAGCUCUCUGCUUGGUUCUCAGCUGGAAGCGACACUCUUUAGUGAGCAGGAGCUGUCCUAUAUCCAGCAGGGAGAGGUGGCCAUGCAGAAGGCCUUGGGCAUCCUCAGCAACCAGGAAGGCUGGAAGAAGGAGACCCAGCAGGAAAAUGGCGAUGAAGUGCUGAGUAAAAUAGUCCCAGAUGUGGGCAAGGUGUUUCGGUUGGAGGUGGUGGUAGACCAGCCUAUGGACAGACUCUAUGAAGAACUCGUGGACCGCAUGGAGGCGAUGGGAGAAUGGAACCCAAACGUCAAGGAGAUCAAGGUCCUGCAAAAGAUCGGGAAAGACACAGUCAUCACCCACGAGCUGGCUGCAGCAGCAGCAGGAAACCUGGUGGGGCCCCGAGACUUUGUGAGCGUGCGCUGUGCCAAGCGCAGAGGCUCCACCUGUGUGUUGGCAGGCGUGGCCACACAUUUUGGGGAGAUGCCCGAACAAAGCGGUGUCAUCAGAGCUGAGCACGGUCCCACCUGCAUGGUGCUUCACCCAGUGGCUGGAAGUCCCUCAAAGACUAAAUUCACUUGGCUCCUCAGUAUUGACCUCAAGGGGUGGCUGCCGAAGACCAUCAUCAACCAGGUCUUAUCGCAAACCCAGAUGGACUUUGCCAACCAUCUGCGAAAGCGUCUGGAGUCCAGCCCUGCCUCUGAAGCCCGGUGUUAACUGUGCCCACUACAGCAACCUGUACACCGUCCGCAGACUCCCUCAGGAAGCCUUCAAGUCCGGUUAAAACCUUCAGCUGGUGUAAUGGGAGGAGCAGCUAUCAGAAUCUAGGGCUGGCUGGUAAAAAUAGGCCAUCAGGAAAAUAGAAAUGAGGCUGAGAAGAAAAGACCUCUAGCCCCUCCCAACCGAUUAGCUGUGAAGUGGAGGCUAAGGGAUAGACAUCUGUUACACCAUUUUUAGGCUCAUAUAUGCUCACUUAAAAAACCCUACUCCAAAUCCAGCAGCUGACAUGACAAGGUGGGGUGCUCAAGCAGCGUGCACAAAGCACAGCUUUACACGGGACUCCAGUGACCUGCUCACAAACUACCCACAGAUGGAGCCUUCCCCAGCAUAUUCCAAGUUUUGUCUGAGAAACAAAACUAGUUAUUGUGCUGGCUCCCCUACUUCCUCCGUCACAAUAAAGACCAUCCAUGCAAAUCUCA
This is a messenger RNA of Myodes glareolus (Bank vole), 6201 nucleotides long. The record is from RefSeq and is a predicted model, not a curated record. NCBI's taxonomy places the organism in Eukaryota, Metazoa, Chordata, Mammalia, Rodentia, Cricetidae.